Aaosphaeria arxii CBS 175.79 is the source of this 1702-nucleotide messenger RNA. Its product is annotated as FAD-binding domain-containing protein. NCBI's taxonomy places the organism in Eukaryota, Fungi, Ascomycota, Dothideomycetes, Pleosporales. Gene Ontology annotation, molecular function: FAD binding. The record is from RefSeq and is a predicted model, not a curated record. The transcript has a single exon. Bases 67 to 1560 code for a protein of 497 amino acids.
UCUCAUUCUUAAUUGCCUUUCCUUUCGAUAAGCAGCUUGUUCUAUCUUCAUUUCGUUGAGAUAUACAUGAUGAGGUUGGCACGAGCAAUAGCCAUCUCAGCUGUCCUCUUUGCAGGAUCAGCAUACGCUGAUACUUGCUCUUCUGUCGAAGCCUUGGGAUACAUCAAUGUUACACGGCCCUUAAGUCUCGCCUAUUUGGAAGAACAGAGCCAAUACUGGUCUACAUCAUGCAGUGCACUUAAGCCGGAAUGCAUCAUUUUUCCCAAGACCACGGAAGAGGUCUCCACCGUCGUAAAACUACUAUACAACUCGACGGAAAAGUUUGCCGUCAAAUCAGGGGGACAUAACCCCAACAAUGGCUUUGCGAGUGUCGAUGGGGCUCCAUUGAUCGUCACUGAGCACCUUGAUCAAAGCGAUCUCGAUCCAGCAACCGGGAUUGUAGAUGUUGGCCCCGGAAAUAGGCUUGACGGGAUCUCGGCGAAGCUGCAAGGCACAGGAUGGACAUUUGUUGGUGGCCGCAUUGGCAACACAGGAGUUGGUGGCUUGGUUUUGGGUGGAGGACUCAGCUAUAUGUCUACGCAAUACGGAUGGGCUGCGUCCUCAGUGCUUGAGUACACAGUUGUUCUUGCCAACGGCACCAUAGCCAAGGUCUCUAAAGACUCAUAUCCCGACUUCUUUAAAGCACUCAAGGGAGGAGGCAACAAUUUCGGCAUUGUGACCAACUACCGACUUCAAGCAUACCGCCAGGCAAACAUCUGGGGCGGAAACCUUGUCUUUCUACGUACGCCAGACAAGGAUACAAAGCUCUUGAAAGCUGUCCGUGACUGGACAGAGUACAAUACGGACGACAAGGCUUCAGUCAUUGUCACUGCAGAGCGUGCCAACCUAAACGUUGUGGAUUCAUGGAUCAUCUUUCUCUUUUAUGAUGGGCCAAGUCCACCAGCUGGACUUUUCAAGAACUUUACGGACGUUGGCCCCACUUUGAAUACUUGUCGCGAGCGAACAUACGCCGAUCUCAUGGCAUUCAGCAACUGGGUGGUAGUCAAGGGUUCUGUGGUACAAAUUGCUACCGAGACCAUACCUCUUCCUUCGGCUGAGAACAAAGUCAAGGUCAUGGAUGCACUCCAUGCUCACUGGCGCAAUGUCUCCAGUACUACCUUGGCUGUACCUGGCAUUGUUGCUUCAAUCGCCUGGCAACCAUUCCCCAAGAAGAUUGCGGAGCAGGCAAAGAGACUUAGUCCUGAUCUUAUUGAUGCCGAUGACGACGUCGAUAAAAUCAUCAUAGAGAUGAACUACAGCUUUAUUCCGCAGACUGAGUAUAACCGCAUGGCUGAUACUAUGGAGACCACAUAUUCUGGUGUUCGCAACAGGGUUGUUGGGUGGCAGGCUGACGGUACUUUGCCUGAUACCUACCUCCCAGUGUUCAUGAACUACGGAUUUUACCGCCAGGACUAUUUCGGCCGUCUUAAACCCCAGAGCAGAGCACUUGCAAAGAGGGUCGCUGAAAGCGUUGAUCCAACCGGUUUCUUUAGGGAUAGGACAGGAGGAUGGAGGCCAUAAAUCCAUUUGAUGGCUCUUUUCAGUUGGUUUCACUCUCUAAUUAGUUUCAUAUAGUGUGAUUUCCAAUGAUAUGUGGCGUCUCCAUAGUGUCGACAGAGUAUACUGUAUGUAGGUAGUUAAAUUAAUGAUCAAGCUUACCAUA